Messenger RNA from Cokeromyces recurvatus, 301 nucleotides. RefSeq lists its product as uncharacterized. The transcript has a single exon. The record is from RefSeq and is a predicted model, not a curated record. The annotation marks the transcript as partial. Lineage: Eukaryota; Fungi; Mucoromycota; Mucoromycetes; Mucorales; Mucoraceae.
AAACAGUAUUGACCGACGAUUUAUUCUAGACUGUAAUAGUAAUAGUAGUAGUAAUAUGAUUGUUUAUUAUAAAACCAAAAAAAGCAUUCUACUUUUUUAUGCAUGCAAAUUCAUAAAAAUGCGCAUUAUUUGCUGCUACUAUCGGUCUCUAUUUUGCCUUCCCGAUCUAUUAUACGCGGAAUAUUAUAGGAUAAACAAUUUAUCAUUCGCGGGACUUUCUGUUUAUAUUUGGUUUAUCUUUGAAAUGAGACCUAAAUGACAAAUAUAGUAAUUAUCAUCAAAUAAUCUUUCUUUUUUUUAG